Messenger RNA from Symbiodinium sp. CCMP2592, 543 nucleotides. The record is from the annotation of a GenBank genome assembly. Lineage: Eukaryota; Dinophyceae; Suessiales; Symbiodiniaceae.
AUGACAUCAAAUCGUGCAUCCUGUUCGCUGGCCAUUCCUCCAAGAACGUACGGCUGCCCAAAAGGCAAGUUCUGGUCAGGGGUCGGUGAGUUGCAGCGCUAUCCUCCGCUUUGGGAGGACACAGAGGGUGUCUUCGAAGAGUACUUGAAUGGCCCUUCUUUGUCACCUUCCAGGCAUCAGAAGUCACUGGGGACGUCAAGGGGCCUAAUGGAGCUUCACUAUGACUCCAUGCGAAAGAAGGCCCAGGAGCGGGCCAAAUUUCCUUCACAAACUGAAACUCCAAGCAUGGGAAGGGCCUAUGCUGCUUGCUCUGGCUACAGCGGGCUGAUCCCCGGCAAGCUUUCAGGCAACGUCGUGGGCUGCACUUUUUCUGAGGGCAGCAAGCUUGCCAACGAGACUCACGGCCACAACUUCCCGCGUCCAAUGUCCGGAGUGACAUUUACGCUGGGCUUCCGAAGCAACUCGUCGAGGCUUCGGACCAACAGCCUCCCAAAUCUGCAGGACGAUUCGAGCAGGCCAGCAGUUCAUGGGAAUCCGACCUAG